CCAAAUACUACCGCACAAAAAAUAAUCCUUGAAUAAAAAUCAACGAUUUUUUAAAAUACCAUAACAUUCGAGCACAUGAAAGUUUUCGCAACCCUCGCAAUGUUUGACGGGGUCUCACAAAUUAAUUGACAUACAGAUGUCAAAUUUUGACACGAAUCAUUUGAAGGUUGGUACUAUAUAAAUAAAAUAUGCAUUCAAUACUAGCGGCGCCAUAUAUGUGUCAGACCGAGGACUUAUCAGCCAACCUGUUAUUUAUCGCUUCCCUUACAUUUUCGGAUUGCUGGUUGUUGUUGUGACGCUUUUCCUUUUUGCUUUAUGUACACUUUUGCAUGCUAUUAAUUGGACUUCCUCUUUCCACAUGCGUUUUAUCAUACUCACACUCUGUACACGGCUGGAUGCUUCACCUCCUACAAAUGUUGCGGUAACUUUCCGUUACCCUCCCUCUCGUUCUUCCUUCUACCCUUCUCGUUAGGCUAUCCUCGACUGGUGCUGCGCGUGUACAGCCGGCGCCUGUCUGGAAAUGACGUCACGGGCUGGUGCUGUGCAUGUUCAGCCGUAUCCUUGGCGUCCUUGAAAUGCGCUCUUCUACGAAAGAGCUGUGUUGAAAUUUGUUGAUGAAAAUUAACUAAUAAUUAAUCCAUGUGUUUUAUUUAAAAAAAAAAACAACUAAAUCAUAUUUUGCACAUCGGAUAGAAACGCUUACCUUCACAUUCUAAAACCGGACCUCAUUUUCCUUCCGUCGAUCAUUUUGCGGGAAGUUGGCAAGACCAGCAGGUAACCGUCGAUCAAUAUGCGCAUACACCUGUAACAUUUUAGACGACAUGCGUUAGUUGAAUGUACUCAUUGAAGCACAUACGAGGAUAAGAAUCUUAAUUUAGAAAUUUACAAGGAUAAAUCAUUCCAUAAUGGAAGAAGAAGGAACACGGCACAAAACGUAUACGAGCAAAAUAUGGGACACAAGAAAUCACGCACUACUCCAGCACAUCCUUCCACAGUGAAAGUUCUGGACAGACUGAGGAUGCCUAUCACCCGGAUGAGCGCGAUAACAGAAAAAUCAUGGGAGAUCGAGAGAGAUGAGCAGUCUCGGUUCAGCGGAAUCCACAUGCAGAUGCAUGUGUGUGUGUCACUCGAAGGAUAUCGGUUUCUCCUUCUCCCGUUUUUCGUUCAUAAUUGUUUGCCAGGCCACACGAUCGGCGUUGUGCCAUCCAAAAUCUAGUGAAAAAAGACAUGCUCUCUCGCUUUGGCACACAGGAAAGUUUUCCAAUAGCUUCGGUUUGACUGGUUGGGUGUCAGCGUACAGACGGCGUCCACGGACCUACCCACGCCCGAAUACAGAGCCGAUUGAAUACGAUUCUAUCUUCACCAUUAUCAUGAGAGAGACAAGGCUUAUACCACCAACGUACCAGAAAGGUAUGCAUGCUUCACUCAUCAGGAUCUAAAGGCAAGGACAAGGCUAAAGAGACUCAGAAAAGUUUCCUCACGGUUACACAUGUCCUCCAGACGCGUUGUCUAUGCGUCUCGCUCGGUAUCACAGCGGUAUACGGCAGGUAAGCAGUACAAAUGGUAAAGGUUGGGUGGGCGCCAGAACGCAAAAGCGCUGACCUUAUCAUGAUUUUGUAUGACUUCGGCUGUUUUGGACCAUACGUUUAGGCGCUGACACUUAGUCGCGCGUAUAAAGCAAUAUGUGCGCGAUGGCGAAAAAAUCCGACAGCGCUUCGUGUGGCCCUCUCUCGUGUUUCUAGUUUUAUUCUCUCUCGCAUGUCAUCACUCUCUUUCCCUGCUUUUCGGAUAGAAAUGAGUAUUCACUCUCGUGAUUUGGUUGUGGCAGCCUAGUUUCACACUCUUUAUUAUCAUCUUUUUGUAGUUCGCUUAUCCCACAAGAGGAUUCACACAUGUGUUCUCACAUACUUAAACACACAGACACACACACACACUGGGCAAAAGCGAUGAUGAUUAUGGAGUCGACUACGCAAAGGUGGUACAGAAUUCCAUUGGCAGCAAUGGGACAGUAAAGACCUUAGGCCAAAUGGAAACGGUGGAAAUUCGAUACAUCGCCGCAGGGACGCAGACCAGCGACGUUGAAAAAGAUCUUCGGAAUAUGUUCACCGAGCUUGACGGGGUAACUUUCAAGACCAAGAUGACCAAAUCCUUCAACGGAAUGCAGACUGCUUCAGUGAAGCUCCCGACGAAACUAGCAACGCUAGUGGCAAGAUUCGGAUUGGAUGGUCAAUCUGCCCGGUGAAAAUACAAAUACCGAACAGGAGGUGUCUCAAAUGCUGGGAAACGGGCCAUUUCUCUCGCGAUUGCAAAGGCCCAGAUAGGACCGACUGUUGUCUGCGAUGCGGUGAAACAAGGCAUUUUGCCAAAACAUGCGUCAAACCUCUCAUAUGUGUCCUUUGUCCAGCGGGUACAAACAGCUUCUAUCCUAUUGGACCAAACACUAGAGAACGGACACCAAACUGUAGAACUAAACUCGAGGAUAGAACGAACAUAGGAAUAUACAGAGUUAACAGGCAGUGUGGGUCAUUGAGCUCUCUCGAAUGUCGACGAAUAAAUCCUAGCCUUUUGUUAGCUUUGUCUAAAAUAUCACAGUAAUGUUGUCGGAAAUCUAGUUUACGAUCCAGGGUGACACCUAAAUCCCUGACCGUAUUGCACCGCGGUAGUUGUGUCCCUGAUAUGCUAUAGUUAUAUCUUAUCGGACUAGCUAUUCUAAAGAACGACAUUGACGUACACUUAUCAACAGAAAUUAGCAGGUCGUUAUUGUUACACCAGUCAGAGAAAACAUCAAUCGAUCUUUGCAGAGAAAGAGAGUCGGAAGUGUUCCGUACGAUAUGAAACAGCCUAACAUCAUCCGCAUAAAGCAGACAAUCUGCUUCCGUAAUGGCCAGUGUGACGUCGUUAAUAAAAAGCGAGAACAGCAGUGGUCCCAAGUUGCUGCCCUGAGGAACGCCAGAGGAACGAUAACGUUAGAGGAGACACCAUCGAUUUGUACGUAGUAGCUACGUUCAGAGAUAUAGGACCUGAACCAUUUCACCAGCGGAGUAGAGAGACCGAUCCGGGCGAGCUUAGCCAACAGCAAGCGAUGGUUCACACGAUCAAACGCAGCCUUAAGAUGUAUACUGCAUCCAUCUGAGCUCCGGAAGUAAAGGCUGCGUGACAAUUGGAGACGAAUUUCACCAGGUUUGUGGUAACACUGCGUCGAGGAAAGAAACCAUGCUGGUGUGUAGAAAUAUAAGAACGACAGUGAUACAUUAGCGAGUUUUGUAUGACGAUCUCAUACACCUUGGCACAAGAAGGCAAAGUGGUUAUACCGCGGUAGUUCUCAGCAGAGUUUUUAUCCCCUUUGUUGUACACCGGAAACAUCACAGAGGAUUUCCAGGCCGUGGGUACAGUACUUUAUGCAAAAGAGAGUUGGUAGAUUUGAGACAGAGGCUCUUCUAAAAAUUCGCGGCAUUUGGCAAGGAUUGCCGUAGGAAUACCAUCGGGUACAGGGUUGUAUGAGGUUUUGACCUGCUGCAGAGCACGUAGUACAGUAUCUACCGAGAUAAUAAUAUCGCGUACAUCAAUAUCAAACGUCAAACGUCAUAGUGACUGGUCGAAGAUUCUUUGCGCUCCGAUAUUUUAUAAAAUUAUUCAGUGAAAACUUAUCUAUAACGCAACCUGCUUGCUUGUGCUGCCAGCCUCAAGACCUGGUUUCCAUUAACAGUCAAAUUGCUCAUCUGCAAUCACCUACAAUCAUUUUUCCUGCUCUACAAUCAAUACCCCAUUUCAACUAUUGCUGUACUAUUUUACAAUGGCCGGUAUCUGCGGCGCUUGUGCCAACGACAUCGUACCUGCUGAUCGAAUUGUGAAAUGCCAGGGUUGGUGCAAUGCCGAGUUUCAUUUCACAUGCAGUGGACUCUCUGAGGAACUGUCCGCUAUUAUAGAGUCCUGUGCACAACUUUUUUGGGCAUGUAAGGCUUGUGUAAAGUUUCAUAGAGAUCCGCGUUCGGCUGUGCUUAGGUCGUCUACCCCUUACACCCACACCACUGUCGACUUAUCAUCCAGCAUUGCCGACCUUAAAGCGAGCCUCCAUAGUGAGCUGCCAAAACAAAUCACUGCCGUUAUUAAAUGCGAUCUCCUCGAAGCGCUGAAGGAUGAGAUGCGUUCCUGUUUGCUUUCAUCACACACCUCUACCAAUUUACCCACUCAACAACCCAUUCAUCGCAAUCCAGCAACAUCAUACCCCGAAUUGUUUAACUCAGUAGUUAACAAUAUUCCCGAUACUAUUACACCAACACAAACACAGUUCCCAUCUUUGGCGGCCUCACUUAGUGUAAGUGCAAUCAAACCGUCAUCCUACAUCAACAAAACACCACUUAACAACCCGCAAACACCACUACUAAGAGGAUCGGGAUCACCGCUUGCUUCAGAUACACUGGAUAUCAUUCCACACACUGAUACGCGUAUGUGGCUAUUCUUUACACGUUUCGCCCCAUCAGUUACCACUGAGCAAGUUUCUUAUAUGGUGCAAGCACGUUUAGCGCUUGACAAGCGGGAUGUGUUUGUUCACCGCCUGACGAAAUUCGGCGCUAACACUAGUACACUCUCAUUCAUCUCAUUCAAAGUGGGCAUACCGGCCACUUUACGCAGUAAGGCUCUAUCACCUCCCAGGCUGCAAAAGACAGCCCGAAAGGCUACAUUUUGUGUAUUUAUAAUACUGGGUUGGCGAGUUAACUUACUUUUUAAGCAUUUUUGUCUUAUUAUUGAAUAUAAAUCUUCGUGAAAAAAAUAUUAGACAUCGAUUAUUUUACAACAAAUGCAUUAAAUCUGAACAAGGACUGUUUUUCAUCAUUUUUCAUCUUUUGACCCAAAUGCUAUAGUUAUUGAUAUUAUUGAUGUUGGUAGCUUGGUCCGAAUGUUGUUGUUGUUUUGGUUGUCAGUCGCUCAAAUCGCUCAAAUCAAAACAUCAGAGAAGCCACCAGAAAAGGUCUUGAGCAUCAAAAGUGUAUAUUUAAGGCGUGAUUUCAGUGAUAAUUCAUGUGUUACUGAUAUUUUUUGUUUUAAUAAAUAACAUAGAAUGGAGGAGUCUUUCGCCAAGCGCAUUCGAUACAACUCGCAUCUGUAUCGGAAUCGUGAUCGUCUGGUUGAAACAGAACAGGAUGAAGAACCUAUUUCAAGUGGAAGUUCGAAUGCUGUAGAACUCGUGGAAAACGCUGAUGACUAUAUCAUACCGGAUGAUGGACCUGCGAACGUUCAAGAUAUCCAGGACGGUGAUGAAAUUGGAGCGCUGGAAUGUGCGCAUGAUGAGGAAAAUGAUAUUGAUGAUCAUGUCAUAGAUUAUCUCAUGGAAAGUUCAGAUGAAGAGGAAGCAUUGGAACAAUACAACGAAGCAUUUUCAGUGCAUGAUGCUUUACGUCGCUGGGCCAUAUCGAGAAAUCAAACGUAUGAGUCAAUCGAGGAAGUGAUGGAAAUUGUUAGAAAAACAAGUAAUUGUAAGCUGCCAAAAGAUGCAAGGACUCUGUUGAAGAUCAACCGAAACCCUUCUGCGGAGAUAACAACAGUUGAAGGAGGACAAUAUUGGUAUCACGGUAUUCAAAAAUGUUUCAACGAACUAAGGAAAUUGAUCUCGCGUAAUCGUUAUAAAUUUUCUUUAUAUUCAUACAUACGGUUUAAUUAUUUAAAGCAAUCUAACCCUUCAUUCCGAUUCUACGCUUUUGAUAAACGUAUCGAUCGACGGAUUACCACUAUUCAAAAGUAGCAACCUUCAAUUUUGGCCCAUACUUUUCAACAUUCAUGAAAUGCCGGAAGUACCUGUAAUGAUAGCUGCUAUUUGUUGUGGUCCGACAAAACCAGUAAGCAUCGAACACUUUCUUCGUCCUUUUGUUGAUGAAAUCAACUUCCUCAUGAAAAAUGGAGCACAGAUCAAUAAUAAGACGGUUAAGAUAAAACUGCGCGCAAUUAUAGCUGAUUCUCCAGCUCGGGCGUUUAUUAAAGGUGUUGUCAGCUUCAACGGUAUACAUGGCUGCUUGAAAUGUGUGUCUGAGGGAAGGAGUAUCCGAGGAAGAGUAGCAUUUCCCGAUAUCGCUGGUUCUGAUCGCACUAAUGAAGGAUUUAGGUCGCGCUCGUAUGGUAAACACCACAAAUUUGAUUCUCCUCUAUUAUCUCUAUUAGACGAAUUUGAUCUUGUAAAACAAGUAAUAGUUGCAGAUUUAUUGCAUUUAAUUGAUUUAGGAGUAACAAAACGUUUGUUAAUGGGCUGGAUAUGUGGAAAAUUUGGUGUGGUGCACAAGUUAUCUCCUGAACAAAUCAACAAAAUGUCAGCAAUGUUGAUGCAUAUCAAAUUACCUGUAGAGAUCCACAGAAAGUUCCGUUCAUUACGUGAUCUCAAGUAUUGGAAAGGCACUGAAUUAAACUCUUUCUUAUUUUACGCAUCCGUUGUUGUACUCAGAGGAACAUUGAGUGAACAACAAUACAAUCAUUUUAUGUUGUAUUUUUGCAGCAUUACAAUUUUUUCAUCUGAAGUAUACAAAGAGCAUUGGUCAUUAGCAAAUACUCUCCUACAUCUGUUCGUGAAACAGUACGGAAUUAUUUACGGCCCAGAAUAUAUUUCGAGUAAUGUUCAUAACCUUUUGCAUAUUUACCAAGAAGUUAUUGAUUUUGGAAUACUUCGGUUUAUAUCUUCUUAUGACUUUGAGAACGAACUUCAGCAUAUGAAACAUUCAUUGCGAAGUGGAUCAAAAAGUUUAGAACAAACAAUAAACCGUAUAGCAGAAUGGGCAGCCUAUAAACCGGAUAAAUAUAUUAAACAACUACAAUAUCCCACGAUUCAUAGGAGAGGAAAUAUUACUACACUUCAUGUGCGCCAAGGAUUUUGUAUAAAGAAUGAUGGUAGCAAUUCUUGGUUUUUAACAAAAUCGGGUAGCGUAUGUCAAUUUGUAAAUGCAGAUAUACAGCAGUCUUCCGUAGACUUAACAGCAAGAAAGCUAACUAGGACUAUUGAUGAUUUCAACUAUCCUUUCAAUUCAAAAUUUUUGAACAUACAUCGCGGAAAUAUUAACGAUUUAGGAAAAGAAAAUAUUAUAAUAGGUUUUCAGGAUAUAAAAUGUAAAUUAGUAGUUGUACCAUUGUCUAAGGAAAAUGAAAAUAGUUUUGUUCCCUUGAUACAUACAUUGGUUUAUUAAAACAAAACAACCACGUUUUUUAAAAUGAUGUGUUUUAA
Messenger RNA from Anopheles arabiensis, 7201 nucleotides. RefSeq lists its product as uncharacterized. Bases 3794 to 4765 code for a protein of 323 amino acids. The transcript has 3 exons. NCBI's taxonomy places the organism in Eukaryota, Metazoa, Arthropoda, Insecta, Diptera, Culicidae. The record is from RefSeq and is a predicted model, not a curated record.